AUGGACAACCUCCAAAGACGUUUGUACGAUAAAAAAAGCUUCUACAAUUACGUGAAAACGUGUUUCCCCAAAGAAAAGGACUUGAUCGAAGAAUAUGUGGAGUACCUUGGAGAAGAAGCUGAACUUGAUCCAGACGAGUGCAACCGAAUGGAGGCGUUCAUGAAGGCUGUUUUCGAUAGGAAAGUGGCUCUUGUUUCUGUGGACCUUGAGUUUUCAAUGAAAAAGCUGACCAGGGUCACAGAGGUGGGCGUUUCCGUCUACGAUCCAUGGUCUCAGAAAGGCAGUUUGCUUCCGUUCGUUCAGCUGUCUCACAUUAUUGUCAGAGAGAACCAGCCUUUCAAGGAUAAUACAUACGUUCCUGACCAUACAGACUUCUUCAAUGGCGGUAAGAGUGUGGUGAUGAGCUUGCACCAUGCUGCUCAUGCGCUUAACCUUAUCAUUGAGCAGAACACCAUGGAUGGCAAUCCUAGAGGGUCAGGAGUGGCUCUUGUGGGCCACGGCAUGGACCAUGACUUGUUGCUUCUUCGUGAUAUGGGCGUGGACUUUGGUGUGGCCAGUAUCAUGGACACUCAGGAUGUGCUUGCUUAUACGCAUGGAGCUAGGAACGCUAGUUUGAAGAAUGCUUUACGACUUGCUCGUAUUCCGUUUGCUUUCUUGCAUAACGCUGGAAACGAUGCCUACUAUACGUUGUUGCUUAGUCUUGCGUUGGCAGACCCUGUUUACCGUCUUCUGUCGGGGCUUGACAGCGAGGACAGCAAGGACAGGUUUGCCAGCCAGAAAUCUACCAGGAACGAGCCUCCAAAUACCAGUUCUAAGGUGCAUUUGAAGAAUGCCACGAAGUUUUUGGGACCUUCCUUCAACCAAUUGCUCUACCAGGAUAAGUACAAAGACUUACACUAUGUCAAUAGCAUAUGGGAAGGGGAGCUUCGUGAUGCCUACUCGAGAAAGAUAAGGGCUCCACAUAUUCUCCAGGAGAUUAACAAGGUUUAUGAUGAGCAGAUGGUGCUUAUUUCUAUUGAUGUCGAGGCGUUUGAACGGGACCACUCGGUGGUGACUGAGGUUGGAAUCGCUGUGUAUGAGCCCAAGAGCCUGAGAGGAAUGGUAAUGCCGUUUAUCCAGCUGGGGCAUAUUGUCAUUGCAGGGACAGAGGACGUUAGAAAUGGAACGUUUGUUGCUGACCAUAAGGAUUUUUUUAAUGGCGGGAAGACGCUUACUAUGGAUCUUCAUAGUGCAGCACAGGCCAUCAAGGAUUUGAUUCUGAAGCAUACACGGAAAGGCACGAGGUACGGAACCGGCGUUUGCCUUGUGGGCCAUGGAAUUGGACAGGACGUGAAAUGGUUGAAGCACAUUGGCGUUUCCAUUGGCAGUGCUCGUAUUCUUGAUACCCAGAAGUUGCUCUGUAUGACUCACGGCAAGAAGGGCUCGAGCUUGAAGAACGGUUUGAAACUUGUUCGCCAGCCGUGUGCGUUCUUACACAAUGCUGGUAACGACGCUUACUACACGAUGGUGCUCUGCCUCUGUUUGGCAGACCCACUUUACCGUGUGGCAGCAGCAGUGGAUGGAAAGCAGACCAUUGAAACAUACAAGCAGCAGCCGCUGACGAAGCACGAUCCACCUAACGAGGCAACAAGGGUAGAUGCGCUGACUAGCGCUGAGUUUUUCAAGUACCUUGAACAGUCAUUUUAG
Candidozyma haemuli is the source of this 1686-nucleotide messenger RNA. RefSeq lists its product as uncharacterized. The coding region runs from base 1 to 1686 and encodes 561 amino acids. Gene Ontology annotation, molecular function: nucleic acid binding. NCBI's taxonomy places the organism in Eukaryota, Fungi, Ascomycota, Pichiomycetes, Serinales, Metschnikowiaceae. The transcript has 2 exons. The record is from RefSeq and is a predicted model, not a curated record. Gene Ontology annotation, cellular component: nucleus.